CACGUUCUUCCUAAUAAUUGAAAUAUUGGAAUUGAAUAACCUCUACACUUUACCCGAUGCAGGUCAAGACUCAUCGAAAGUGUUCAUGUUUUUUCACUUUGGAAACGCUCGUAGUUUUUAUUCUUGAUGCAUGAGGUCACCUCGCCUGUACUAAUAACCAGUGGCCUCGCUGUAAUGUUGCGAUAUGUGAGCCAGCUCACUGGACACAGGUCCGUCUCCUGUUUGUGGCCGGAGAAAUCAUGAUGGCUGUUUUGGAAAGAAUAGUGAGGCAUGUUUAUAUUGGCAAAAAGUUUGUGCUUUACGAGAACGCUGUCACUCCGCUUAGUGGAUUUAAUAAAGUGUAUUUUAAUAUUGUAAUUCUAUGGCCUUCUACAGCACUUGUGCUUCCUGUUACUGUUGACUGACUCGUAAUUAACAGGUAGCCUACCGCUGAAACAUACAGUAUGUUUGAUUAUGUGACGUAUUAGUUUAAUAAUAAAACCGCCCAAAAUGGGCGGAGAUCUGGGGGGGGAAUUCCCGGCUCCGUCUUUUAAACUCAAUACAUCACCUCUCUAGUAUUAGUUGAAACUUGACGUUGAAAUGAUAAAGUGUGAUAAGACCGUCCACAACAUGAACUUGUGCAAGCCUUACGCGGAGAUAUUCGAGCAGCCGAAACAGAGGGGCAUGCGGUACCGGUACAAGUGCGAAGGGCGAUCGGCGGGCAGCAUCCUGGGGGAGAGGAGCACCGACGACAACAAGACCUACCCCACCAUUCAGAUUUUUAACAUAUUUGGUAAAGGGAAGAUCCGCGUGUCAUUGGUGACGAAGAAUGAGCCGUACAGACCACACCCCCACGAGCUGGUUGGCAAGGACUGCAAGGACGGGUACUACGAGGCUGAAAUGAGCGCGGACCGUAGGAUCUAUGCCUUUCAGAACCUGGGGAUACAGUGCGUCAAACGGAAGGAGGUGAAGGAAGCCAUAAUGCAGAGGAUGAAACAGUGCAUCAACCCCUUUAACGUGCCACAGGAGCAGCUGCUGCAGAUCGAGGAGUACGACCUGAACGUGGUGCGCCUGUGCUUCCAGAUCUUCCUGCAGGACAAGAUGGGCCGCUAUGUGCAGGCCAUGGAGCCUCUGGUCUCCAACCCCAUUUUCGACAACCGUGCCCCCACCACAGCCGAGCUUCGCAUCUGCCGCGUCAACAGGAACAGCGGCAGCGUGAGGGGAGGGGACGAGAUCUUUCUGCUGUGCGACAAAGUCCAGAAAGAUGACAUCGAAGUGCGGUUCUUUAGAAAGAACUGGGAAGCGAAGGGCAUCUUCUCGCAGGCCGACGUGCACAGGCAGGUCGCCAUCGUCUUUAGGACUCCCCCAUACUUCAGUGCCUCCGUCACCGUCCCCGAGGCCGUGGGCAUGCAGCUGCGCCGCCCCUCCGACCAGGCAGUCAGCGAGCCACUGGAGUUCCGAUACCUGCCUGACGAUAAAGACCCCUUUUACUGCAUCGCUAAAAAACGGAAGGUCGAAGAAUUGAUGAAGGUCCUUCCCAACUUCAACGGUGUGAAUCAUCUCAACAGAGUGAAACCACAGGCAACUCAGAUUAAGAAAGAGCCCGGUAACACAUACACGAAGGCGACCACAGCCAAUGGCAUGCAGAAGCCUCUGUCAGCCCUCAGUGGCACCUCGCCAUACCUGAUGGCCAUGCACGCCGUGGCGCAGCCUGCGGUUUCCAUCGCCCACGUCACGCCGCCGCCAAGCAUCCAGGCCGCCGCUGGCAUGGGGAUGCCGGAUCCGCACGGUAGCUCCCCCUUCUCCGACUUGCCCCAGCUCACCGAGGGCGACCUACAGUGCCUGGGCACGGUGGGGGACGGCCAGUUGCAGCAGAGAGGCCUCACCCAGGGCAAGGAGGCGGCAUCCGGAUCCCAGCCCACCUGGGCCUCCUACGGCUUCCCGUCAAACCAGGGCAUCCUGAAGGGCGGGAUUAGGCCCUUCUCCUACCCCGAUGACGUGGACUGCGACAGCAUCCUGGAGAGCUUUGCCCAGCCGCCAGUGUUCCCAGUCAAACAGGAGCUCAUGCUGGAGCAGCCAGGGCACGUCAACGGGGCGUCACCCGAGAGCGCCAUGCGGCACCGCAGCCUGGCACCCUGCCAAGUACACAAUGGCACCACCCUAGAGACUCUCAGACAUACCACGGGCAAGGCGGGAAACCUCGACCUCAACCUGAUGGUGAAUCAGUUCAACGACGUCAACGGCGACUUUGGCAGGAUGAACUGGCAUUAGGCCAGUCAAGGUACUAGUUUGCAAGUAUCUCACUGGCUUCGACAGUGGUCUGAGGCUUAAUGAUGAUUAACAAGAGCAAGUCUCCACGUUCUCAAAACAGACCUAAUAGGGCUUUCUGGGUUUCCUCCCAACGUCCGGAGGGUCAAAAGAGUAAUGGAUCUAUAGGAGGUAAUAUCCUAUAGUAGGUUAUCUUGGUGUAAGGUUUAUUUUAAGGCUUAAGUAUUUGUGCUUGUGUAUAUAUACAUGAUAUAUAUACAUGAUAGUUGUACAUAUGGUAUAUAUGUAAUCUCAGAAGCCGUUCACGAGGGUUUUAGAAUGAAUGUCUAAUCUGAAAACUAUUUGGACUAACCAAUGUUUGGUUCAUUUAAUGGUAGUCGUAAUUAAUUCUGUUCCUCAGAAUGAAGUAAAAGGGAUGUACUUUUCCCUCGUAAUGGCUAUGUCAUACUUACAGCGUAAGGUUCUCAGUGCCGUGGCCAAAUCAAACCACAGUCUCUAACAUAAGUUGUUGCUUUUCAGAGGUAAAUCACUUUGGUACCAUUUUACAAUAAGGCUGCCCUUUGUAGUAACUCAAGAAUAAGAAAACUGUGGUAUAACUUGUGUAUAAUUGUCUAGUAAGGAUUUACAAAGUCUUACAACCUAGGUAAUAACCUGCUUAUAAACCAUUAAUAACCCCUUUAUAAGGGUAGCCUUAUUGUAAAGUGGACCCAUCACUUUUUACAAAUUGAUUGUGUUUUCUCAAAAUGGGCUUGAGUAAGGGGGCUCCCCACAUUCCAGCUCGUCCUUAAACUCUAGCAAUUGACCAUUCUUUCUUAAUAUCAUAGUUUUAUAUUUUUGAUAUUGUGGUGUUUUCAUUGUGAUUCCUCAGUGUAAUAUUCACAUGCUUCUUAAUAAAUAUUUAAUUUGA
This is a messenger RNA of Paramormyrops kingsleyae, 3154 nucleotides long. Its product is annotated as proto-oncogene c-Rel-like. The record is from RefSeq and is a predicted model, not a curated record. Gene Ontology annotation, molecular function: DNA-binding transcription factor activity, RNA polymerase II-specific; RNA polymerase II cis-regulatory region sequence-specific DNA binding. Gene Ontology annotation, cellular component: cytoplasm; nucleus. Gene Ontology annotation, biological process: canonical NF-kappaB signal transduction; inflammatory response; positive regulation of transcription by RNA polymerase II. Lineage: Eukaryota; Metazoa; Chordata; Actinopteri; Osteoglossiformes; Mormyridae.